Drosophila santomea is the source of this 1194-nucleotide messenger RNA. Its product is annotated as odorant receptor 98a-like. The coding region runs from base 1 to 1194 and encodes 397 amino acids. Gene Ontology annotation, biological process: detection of chemical stimulus involved in sensory perception of smell; sensory perception of smell. Gene Ontology annotation, molecular function: odorant binding; olfactory receptor activity. Gene Ontology annotation, cellular component: plasma membrane. The transcript has 3 exons. Lineage: Eukaryota; Metazoa; Arthropoda; Insecta; Diptera; Drosophilidae. The record is from RefSeq and is a predicted model, not a curated record.
AUGUUGUUUAGGUACUUGCGAAAACCCAUCCCACAGGAUCUACUGACUUCGCCAGACGCAUUGCGCUACUUUGAGUAUGGCAUGUAUUGGAUGGGAUGGUUGGCUCCUGCAAAGAACAAGUUGUUGUACCACAUAAUAGCUGGCAUACUUAUGGCCUGGUGCCCUGCCUAUCUGCCCAUUGGAAUUAUCAUUACUUGUGUUAAGGACAUCAAUACCUUCAAUCCCAGCGAACUCCUAACUGUUCUGCAGCUCUUUUUCAACUCGUUCGGUACACCCAUUAAGGUCUUGUUCUGUAAGAUGCAUUUUUGGCGAUUUCUUAAAGCCCGUAGUCUGCUGGGCGAAAUGGACAAACGAUGCACUGAUAUUGGGGAACGCAUUGUGGUCCAUCGAUGGGUGGUUCGCUGCAAUGGGGCUUACCUCAUCUAUCAGUGCUUUUAUAUAUCCUACAUUUUAUUCACAUUCCUAUCGGCCGCCAUUUCGGAAGUGCCGCCGUGGCGCAUCUACAAUCCAUUUGUCGAUUGGCGCGAAAGUAGACAAAACUUCUGGAAGGCAAUCCUCAAUGAGAUGCUUCUCAUGAUGUUUUCCGUCUCACAAGCUCUUUUGACCGACUUUUAUCCGCUUAUCUAUGGACUUAUGUUGAGAGCCCAUAUCCAACUACUAAAGCAAAGGGUCGAAAAAUUGUGCUCGAAUCCCGAAAAAAACGAUGAAGAAAAUCAGGAAGAUUUGGUUGAAUGUAUCAAAGAUCACCAAUUGAUACAAGAAUUUGCCAAGUUGAUACAUCCAAUCAUCGCCCGCACUAUCUUCACACAAUUCCUUCUAAUUGGCGUUUCUUUGGGCUUGUCCAUAAUAAAUGUGGUUUUCUUUGCAGACUUUUGGGCUGGUUUGGCUACAGUUGUUUAUAUCAAUGGACUGAUAAUCCAAACGUUUCCGUUCUGUUUUGUAUGUGAUCUCAUUAAGUCGGACUGUGCUCAUUUCGAGAUGGCCAUAUUUCACUCCAAUUGGCUGAACACCAGCCGGAAAUAUAAACUUUCGCUGAUUUUCUUCUUGCAGAACUGCCAAAACCCGAUUGCUUUUACAGCUGGCUCAGUUUUCCCGAUAUCCACCAGUUCAAAUAUUCAGGUGGCUAAGUUGGCUUUUUCUGUGGUUACUUUUGUGAACCAUCUAAACAUUACUGAACGAUUAGCAAAAAAUUAG